AUGAUUUUGAGAAAAAAUGCAAAAUAUGAGUCAAGAAGACAAAUGUUAUAUGAAUUAUCGAAGAAAGCUGAACUUUAGGAAUUAACAUAAACAAUUUUAGAUGAUAUAGAAGAUCUUUAAUAUCUAUAUAAAUCAUACUCAUAGAAUAAUUUUGAUAGAAAAACUGUUGAAAUUUUAGGUGAUGAUCCUAUAUUAAAAGGAUAAAAACUAAUGAACAUGAUAUUAAAUAGAGAAAACUAUGAUUCUAAAGAUAGAAUAAGAAAAUCUUUAAUAAAUUUGCAUUGUUCUAAUUCAAUUUUCCCUGAAAUAAUCCGCUUCUUAAAAAUAGACAAUCAAAAUAUAGAAAUAAAGUAUUGCAAUGAAUUAGAAAGAGAGUUAAUUAAAUAUGAUUAAGAAAAAUUAGAGAGAUCAGAAGUUUAUACAUAGAUUGAAUAAAGUUCCGAUUAAACACUUAUUUUAAUUCAUUUGAUGUGUCUUAAACAUAGAAUAACAAACUAAUAAGAUUUUCUAUGUUAUUUUAAUACAUCAAAAGAUUAUCAGACGAUUAAAGAAUUGCAUGCUAAAUGUUAAGAAUUGGAAUUUAAUUUUUUAGAUAAAAAUACACAGUCAAUUAUAAAUAUUGUUGCAGAGUUUUACUAAUUAUUUUCAAAAUAUUGUUAAAUAAUAAAGCCUAAAUAAGAGAAAUGCACAAAACUAAUCUUUAGAGUUUUACUAUAGAUAUUAUUAUAUUAGAAUAUAGUAAUACCAGAAUUACUUAGAUUUAUGAAGAUUAUUAGAAAUAGUUCUGUUUAUGAUGUUAAAUAUAGUUUUGGAAUGAUAGUACUUAAACCUACUGUAAAACUUUUAGCAUAAAUGAGUUAAAUUCCUCAAAUUAGCACAUAAGUUGAAUUACUAAAAAUCAAAAAGCUAAAUUUGAAUUCUAAUUUACCAAAAUAUGAUUAAUUUUAUAGGUAAGUAUUGAUACAUUUUCCUAAUAUUUUGUAAAUGGACACAGAUCAAGUCAUAGUGAAUUAUAUAGAAAAAUUAACUUAAAAUUAUCAUAGACAUAUUGUAGUCCUUGAAGAAAUUUAUUUAAGUACAGAAUUUUAAUAAAUGUUGGAAUUAAUUGAUAAAAUAUGUGGAGUUUAAAUUAGACUUAUAAUGAAUUAAGAUGUAAAUUCUGAAGAUGAAUUUGAAGAAUAUGGAACUAAUGUAUUAAAGAUAGGAACAAUGCUAUUUAGAUUAAGAGAAAAGAUAUUUAAAAAUAAUAAUUCAGCUCAAUUAAAAUAAAUAAAUGAUGUCAUAGAUAAAUUUAUGAAAUUCUUAUAAUAUGAAACAUAACAUGAAAGAUCAUUUCCUUAAUUAUUAAAAUACAUAGCUUGUAAUAAAAAUAAUUUAUAGAUUGAUAUUACAGAUAAUUAUGAGUAAGAAUUAUUAGAGAAUUAAAGAUUUUAUGAAUUCUUGUAAAAAUUAGAAAAGAAUGAAAUUAAUAUUGAUUGUGAAAAAGGAGAGAGUGAAAAUGAAAUUCUUCUGAAUUAAAUUAAGUUGAUUUAUCAUUAAAGAGAAUCAAAUUUGAAUCAAUUGAAUAAAUUGUAUGGCAAUUAGCGUUGUGAUUAAUUAAUGAGGGAUUUAUAGAAAAGCGAAUUAUAACAUAAAGAAUAUCUAGUGAAACUUUUAGUGUGCAUACAAUACUAAAUAUAUUUAUGA
This is a messenger RNA of Paramecium sonneborni, 1686 nucleotides long. Lineage: Eukaryota; Ciliophora; Oligohymenophorea; Peniculida; Parameciidae. The record is from the annotation of a GenBank genome assembly.